Neopsephotus bourkii (Bourke's parrot) is the source of this 728-nucleotide messenger RNA. RefSeq names its product beta-keratin-related protein-like. Lineage: Eukaryota; Metazoa; Chordata; Aves; Psittaciformes; Psittacidae. Gene Ontology annotation, molecular function: structural constituent of cytoskeleton. The coding region runs from base 1 to 300 and encodes 99 amino acids. Gene Ontology annotation, cellular component: intermediate filament. The record is from RefSeq and is a predicted model, not a curated record. The transcript has a single exon.
AUGUCCUGCUACGACCUGUGCCUGCCCUCCUCCUGCGGUCCCCGGCCGCUGGCCACCAGCUGCAACCAGCCCUGCUUCCGCCGCUGUGGGGACUCCACCACCGUCAUCCAGCCCCCCACUGUCAUGGUCACCCUGCCCGGGCCCAUCCUUAGCUCUUACCCGCAGAACACGACAGUGGGAUCCACAGCAUCGGCUGCCAUCGGGAACUACCUGCGGUGCUGCGGGAUCCCCGUGGGCUCCGGUGGUCCCCGCGGGCUGGGGAAGGCAGGACUGCUGUGCCUGGGCAGCAGCGGGAUAUAGGGGUCUCUGUGAUGGUCACCUCCUGCUGAUGCCAGCGGAACCUCUGCAUCAGGAAGGAGAAAUGAAGAACAGGACCAAGACUGGGGAAGAGGACUAAGGAAAUGCCCGUGGGUUUCCCAGCUGGGAGGGGGGGAGCUGCAGACCCCCACCAGGAGGAAGGGAUCCAUGUGAGCUUGUCACCGUGCCUAUGUAUACCUUUCUCUCACUAAGCCUUGCUUUAUAUUUCCAUGUAUGUGUCACACCCUGCGGGCUACACAGCAUUUGCUGCUGGCUGGGCAAAAAUGCUUAUAGCAGGCUGUAGGUGGAAGAUGAUAGCCAUGGGGCAGGGGGCAGAGGAAAAGCCUUGUAGGGAUCAGCUUGUCCUGGACUGGGGUUUAUCCAUUUCUUUCCCAAGCACUGGAAAUGCACUUCUCAUACUCUGCACUGAU